Molecule: messenger RNA, 648 nt
Organism: Angiostrongylus costaricensis
Lineage: Eukaryota; Metazoa; Nematoda; Chromadorea; Rhabditida; Metastrongylidae
Source: the annotation of a GenBank genome assembly
AUGAUGCGGGCUUUGGGAGCUCCGUUGUGUCUCCGAAAAUGUACAGAUCCUUUUCUUGAAGAAGUUGCUAAUCUCUGGAAUAUGCGCGAAAUAGCGAAGAACAUUCAGCCGUUGUGUCGAAGUCAUGCGAUUGCGUUGGACUGCCUUCACAAGCACCCCACAUGUGAUCCACACAACUUGUUCAAAACAGCUAGUAGCGGCGUGGAGAAGAUGUGCGGUGAGCGAGCACCACUUCUUGAGAAGGUUCGACCGUGUCUCAUCAAACACGGUGAUAUUCCCGCACAAGUGUGCGACUCGAGGUGCCAUGGUCGAGCCAACAUCACCGCGUUCAUAAAUAAUCCAGCAAUCACGAUGGCAGCACUGAUGGGUGGUAACAUUUUCACCGUUAAUGAACAUCUCGGUGGACUAUGCAGUGGUUUGAAGUGUGCGUUACCGUGCAUCACAAUGGAGUUGAAUAAAGUUUGUCCGCUCAGUGGAUGGCUUACUUUAGACAUUCUUCUUCAACCAUUUGAGACAGUGGCAGAUCAUUUGCUUGAUUCAUCACCUUUGCUGAAAGACUUCAUCACAAAUAGAAUCAACAAAAAAUGCAAAUUUCUGGUACAGAAGAGUGAACUUAUAAAGCUUAGGAAGGGUCAGUUCAAUCACUAA